AUGGGAGGUGAUUUAAGGUCUUCGUGGAAGAAGAUUAAUCCGGAUCAUUAUGCAACCAUCAAGAGUUUUCGAAGUCGGGGAGUACUCUACGUUUCGUUAAUAUACGAGAUCACGGAUGUACCAUUCCAUGAAAAUGGUUAUAUUGGUACGGGGGUAGACUAUGAAAAACCAAGCGGGAAAGAUUCUUUUCGUUUUAUUUUUUCUUAUCCCGAGGAAAAUCCCGAUCACUUACCAAAGAUAGCAUCGAUUAUUCAAGAAAAAGAUGAGACGAGGGAGACCCCAUUAACCAAGAAUGAAGCAAUAUAUGAAAAAUGCGAUAAUGCAUGUUAUUAUUUGAUCCGCAUAGAUCAUCAUGUCUGUCUUGUUGUCAUAUCAGAAAGGAUGGAAAGGGCCGAUAGCGGCACACUGGAAUUUAUAACGACAUUGGCCAAGAAAUUAAGUGGUUUAGAAGUUCUUAACAUUCUGCAAAAAUUUGCUGAAUGA
Messenger RNA from Acaulospora colombiana, 483 nucleotides. The record is from the annotation of a GenBank genome assembly. NCBI's taxonomy places the organism in Eukaryota, Fungi, Glomeromycota, Glomeromycetes, Diversisporales, Acaulosporaceae.